Maniola jurtina (meadow brown) is the source of this 1236-nucleotide messenger RNA. Its product is annotated as spore coat assembly protein ExsA-like. The transcript has 27 exons. Bases 155 to 1102 code for a protein of 315 amino acids. NCBI's taxonomy places the organism in Eukaryota, Metazoa, Arthropoda, Insecta, Lepidoptera, Nymphalidae. The record is from RefSeq and is a predicted model, not a curated record.
UUUAAAGAAAAACACAAUUUGUACAAUCAACAGUAAUUACUUGCCAAAUAUUAGCUUAUACUGGGAAACCCAUAUAAAGAGACACACCAAAAUGGCCGUCGUACUUAUCAGUCAGAUUUCGAAAUAGUUCCACUGUCUGUGAUUUUUGUUCAUCAUGAAAACUAUGAUUGUGGUCGUUCUCUUCGGUGUGAUUGCAAUGGUUGCAUCGCAAAGAGGUGUGCAAGUAGUGGACCAAAAUCCUGAAAUGGUGCAAGUAGUGGACCAAAAUCCUGAAAUGGUGAAAGUAAUCGACAAAAAUCCUGAACUCGAAGCUCGUGCGGGUGGCUUCACUAGCAUAAUCCUGGAUCGAGUCUCUUCACUGAGAUCUCAGGUCCAUGAUAGAACCAGCCGAGUCCUAACAUUGCUAGGAGUAAACGUAGUUGAUCACAAUAGCCCAUCGCUUACUCCAGUUCAUGUAGUCGACAAUAGUCACGGUGGCGUAAACGUAGUUGACAACAACCCAUAUCCCACUCCUGUUCACGUAGUUGACAAUAGUCACGGUGUAAACGUAGUCGACAACAACCCAUAUCCUACUCCUGUUCACGUAGUGAACAAUAAUAAUCACGGCGGACUAAACGUAGUCGACAACAACCCAUAUCCUACUCCUGUUCACGUAGUUGACAAUAGUCACGGUGUAAACGUAGUUGACAACAACCCAUAUCCCACUCCUGUUCACGUAGUGGACAAUAAUAAUCACGGCGUAAAUGUAGUCGACAACAACCCAUAUCCCACUCCUGUUCACGUAGUGGACAACAGCCACCAUGGCGUACAUGUAGCGGACCCAUUCCCCACCCCAGUUCACGUAGUUGACAACAGCCACAACGGAGUGAACGUUGUUGAUAACAAUCCGUAUCAACAAGAUGGUCUUCUUACGAACGUGGACCCUGGAUUCGGACAAGGGGGUUUUGGCCAGGGUGUUGACCCUGGAUUCAACAGACCACCUGCAGGCAGGCCCAAUAGACCUGGUGGUAAUCAGGUCGUCAUAGUCAACCCAGACCCAGGCUUCAACCAACCGGGAGUUAAUCAGGGUCCUGAUCCCGGUGUCUAUUACAGACGUAAGUAGAGGUCAGCAAUCACCCUGGUUACGGUCAGGCAAAUGAACAAGAAAAUACUUUAGAUAGGUAUAGGUACCUACCACGUUUAUGCAUUUCUAAUAUUAAUUUUCCAAAUGUAAACAAAUAAAAUAUAUGAUUAUUA